CUCCCCGAGGGGGAGAGCCAGGAACCGGACCCACCGUCGCCGCCGGCGGCACCGAGGGCUGGCCCCUCCCACCGCGUCCUCCCCGCCAGCAGGGGGCGAAGCCGAACGUUCGCUUGCCUCCGGAAAGAUCCGAGCGGCGGCGGAUGCGGCCGAAGGGAGGCGAGGCGGGGAGCGGCGGCAAUGGCGCAGCAGGUCGAGCAGCUGCGGGCCGACGGCGUCUAUAAGGAGGUCAUACGGGAGGGCAGUGGGCCGCUGCCCGACUUCCGCGAUGGCACCAAGGCCACCUUCCACUACCGGACACUGCGGUGCGGGGAUGAGGAGACGCCGCUGGACGACAGCCGAGAACGGGGGAAGCCCAUGGAGCUGAUCGCCGGCAAGAAGUUUAAGCUGCCGGUGUGGGAGGCGGCGCUGCGGACCAUGCGGCCCGGGGAACGAGCCCGCUUCCGCUGUGACGUCAAGCACGUGGUGCUCUACCCACUGGUGUCCAAGAGCCUGCGGAAUAUCGCAGCUGGGAAGGACCCCCUGGAGGGGCAGCGACACUGCUGCAGCAUAGCCCAGCUGCACGAGCACUACUCCCUGGGAUACCCUGACCUCGACGAGCUCCAGAAGAACCCCCAGCCCCUCAUCUUUGACAUUGAAGUGCUCAAGGUGGAGGCACCUGGAUCCUACCAGCAGGACCCAUGGGCCAUGACAGAUGAGGAGAAACUGCAGGCUGUCCCCCAGAUCCACAAGGAAGGCAACGAGCUCUACCGGCAGGGCAAGGUGCAGGAGGCAGCUGCCAAAUACUACGAUGCCAUCGCCUGUCUCAAGAACCUACAGAUGAAGGAACAGCCUGGCUCUCCAGACUGGAUUGAGCUCGACCAGAAGAUCACACCCUUACUGUUAAAUUACUGCCAAUGCAAGCUGCAGUCUGAGGAGUACUACGAGGUGCUGGAUCACUGCUCCUCCAUUCUCAACAAGUAUGAAGACAAUGUCAAGGCCUAUUUCAAGCGGGGGAAGGCCCACGCCGCAGUGUGGAACGUGGCAGAGGCCCAGGCUGACUUUGCCAAGGUAUUGGCCCUCGACCCAUCGCUGCGUUCUGUCGUCUCCAAGGAGCUGCGGAGCCUGGAAGCUCGCCUGCGGGAGAAGGAUGCCGAGGAUAAGAUCCGCUUCAAGGGCAUCUUCUCCCAGUAGAGCCCCCAAGGCUUUCUGAGCAGGUUCCAGUGAUUUGUUUGGUUGGUUUUUUUUUUUAGCUAUUCCACAUGUGGAAUGUUCACAGAUGUUUAUUAAUGUUUAAUACAGAUUUUAAUUAUUGGAAGAAGUGGCCCCAGGAGCUCGCCACGGCAGCGCACCUUAGCUCGUGGCAUCGCAACCCUCACUCAACCGUGGGGCUCUAAGACAAUGCUCGUCAUCGUGCCAGUGACACGAGCUCAAGCCUGCUGCUCUUUGCCACCUUUAACCUGUUUGUUUCAUGUUUUGAUACUUUAUGUUGGGCUGAGCCACCACCUUCAGGGCUGGACAAGCUUCUUGCAGUUACUUGGCCCCGGCUCUUAGCCUAUACUCCGUGCCAAGUCCUGCGUCGUCGCAUCUUGAGGCUGCUGCUGCUGCUGCUGCUGCUGUUGCUGCCAUCUCGAGCUGGUGUGUUCUCUCUGCUCCAUCAUCAUGGCAGCAUCAGAAAUAGUUUAUGGAGACCUAAUUGCUUCAUACUGCCAUUGACCUAGAACUGUGGUCGUGCUAUGCCAGGAUAAGCAGAAGUAAAAUGAGUCACGGGCACCUGCUUGCUUAGAAAAGUUGCUGUUGGAGGCAAACGAGGUAUGGUGAGGUUGAGAGUGGCAGGAACGGGUCAUGCUCUGGUGCUGAGACCUUGCAAAUUCACUGCAGAACUGAGUCCUGACUUGCUGCGCCCUUGUGAUGGAUGUGUUCGAGUCCUUAAUGGGCUUUCUAAGGUGCAGAGUCACAGAAUCUCUCCAGCAGGCUCUGUUCUGUGCGCGUGGUGUAAAAGCAGCUUGAUGUAAAAA
Molecule: messenger RNA, 1997 nt
Organism: Pogoniulus pusillus (Red-fronted tinkerbird)
Lineage: Eukaryota; Metazoa; Chordata; Aves; Piciformes; Lybiidae
Gene: AIP
Product: aryl hydrocarbon receptor interacting protein
Exons: 6
Coding region: 181-1173 (330 amino acids)
Molecular function (GO): protein binding; peptidyl-prolyl cis-trans isomerase activity
Source: RefSeq, a predicted model, not a curated record